AUGUACUCGGAAGAGUCUGACAGUCGUUUUGGUACACCAAUGGCCCAGCCUGAGGCGUCCACUCGGAUCCUUUUCAAUUACAAUGAUACCGUGACGUUUCCGGAGCCUUCCAGCCAGCCAAAUCUGACUGCCGCUGACCAGAGUCAGCAUGAUCAAAGUUAUACCUCCAGUUUUCGUGCUGACAGCCAGCCGUCAUCAUCCUCUUACACUUAUCCCCCUUCUGCAAAUCAGAACUUCGUCGCUAUUAGUGUGCAACCUGCGGCAGAAGCUCAUUACCCCUCCAUCGCUGCGGCCAGGCGUAGUGAAAGAUCACUAGCGCUAUAUUCCCGUGACUCGGACCCGUCUCGUUUUUCAAACUUCCUCCAUCUCUACGCUGAAGCUCAAAGCGGCCCAUCCCAAAACAUCAACUUACCUUAUAUCGACUCUGCGACCUCAUACGAUCCAUCCUUCGUUUCAUACUUCAAUAAUUUGGACAAUAAUCUGCCUCAGGCUAUCGUGUCCACUGAUGGCAUGUCUACUUUUCCUAUCGACGCAGAAGAGAUACCUUCUCUACCAGUGGGAGAGCCAGUACCUUUUGAGGAGCGGUCGUUUCGUCCCAAUGAGAUACUACGUUUACAGCCUCUCGAACCUCCGUUACCUGUACUAGGAGAACCAUCCCCUCUUCCGACACGCCAGAAGUCCGCCGGUAGGUCACGAACUCGUGCCUCGAAGUCAUCAGAUAUGCAGUUCCAUCCAUACGCCGGUGUAUCUCAGGCGAAGCUGAGGGGGUUUUCCGCAGUCACCGAGGAUACCGUGACUCUAGAUACGCAGGCUGUGCCAUCACAGGCCACGUUGCUGCCCGUUGGACCCUCGAUAUAUGACGAAUGUAGUAAAACUCAUCAAAGAAUAUUCAAAAAUGCGCAAGAAAGUCUCAUCAGGGACGCCGUGAAUAUCACACCCUUUUUGUCCGAACACGAAAAGAAGCAAGCCGCUCAGCAGGCGUUAAUAAAUGCUGCGUCUCACUAUGAAUCUGGGAAGAAAUGGGCGGAAAAUAACACCCAGAUCUUCUACAGAUCAUUGAGCCCAAUGCCAUCCGCUCAGAUCAUGGCGACCGCUAAGAAGGUCGCGCGUGAAGUCGUCCAACGGGGGUGUGGACUACGUCCCCCUGUUCGGCUACGCAUCUCCGAACGCAUGCACCAAACGCAGACGGCGAAAAACCUCCUCGCUUCGUUCCCCCCGCAGUUCAUCUUCUGGAAGGACGAAGAUGGCAGGUCGUGGGCAUUCGAAAACGAUGUCAUUUUAGAUGUCGUUCUGAAUACCGUCGUAGAACUGGGUUACCUCCCAUACAUAACAGAUCCUACCCUCAAGACCUUGUUUUUCACAGCGUCCACAGCUGUCAAGUGCACCUUGCAGGAACAUUCGACAAGGGAGGAAAUCAAAUUCAGCGUUUCAGAUUUCAGAUCCUCGUACAACUCAUUCAGCGAUUAUUUCGAUAAGGAGAUUCUCCCUAACCCAGAGCUGUUCGGUCGCUGGAAAGAGUUCAACGACACCGUGACUCCCUCAGAGGCCUCAAUAUGGCCGCCUAUUGGACGGCAGGGCACAAAUAUGCGCUUUCUGACUGGGCACCUGAUUUGUGACCUUGCCAGCGGUGGUGCACGGAGCAUGAUUGCCUCUACGACGUGGUCCCACACCGAGAUGUGUAAGACUCAUCUCAAGUCUGAUAGGCAGGAUAUUGACCCAGAUGACACAGCAGCACACUUCAAUGGCACCGUAUCAUCCCCAGACAUGCUCAUGACAUUCGUGCGACACUGUCUCAGGAACAAGACGUUGAAUGGUGGUCGAGCUGAGCUAAAUGAGUACAUUCUUCUGCACGAGUUCCACCGCCUGAAGUACAUCUGUCCUGACACGACGUACGGCAAGAAAGCGCCCAAAGCAGAGCCCGAAGCAGAUGAUGCGGACGGUGAGGGUGGCGGUGGCGGCAAGUCAAGUCAAGCAAAGGCAAACGGGACAAGUUCAAGGGCGUACAUCCUCGUCAUGGACUUCAACUCGCUGUAUCCGAGUAUCAUCCAGGAGUAUAACAUUGACUUCACUACUGUGGAGCGCUCGCAGGAGGAUGAUGACGAUGACAAGAUACCAGACCCCCCACCACCUGAGGUGCCUCAGGGUGCCCUUCCACGACUUAUUGCAACCCUCGUCAACCGGCGGCGUCAGGUGAAGUCACUAAUGAAGGAUCGUUCUAUAUCGCACGCAAAGCUAUUGCAGUACGACAUCAAGCAACACGCGCUCAAACUGACGGCGAACAGCAUGUACGGCUGUCUUGGUUUCGAGUACUCGCGAUUCUACGCCAAGCCUCUGGCUGCCCUAACCACUUUCAAGGGCCGUGAAAUCUUGACGCACACCAGGGAGCUUGCCGAGAGCUUACAGCUAGACGUUGUGUACGGCGACACCGACUCGGUGUUCGUGAAUUUCAACGUGAUAGAGCUUUCCGAGGCGAUAAAAAUCUCCGCCGAGUUCAAGAAAGCUGUUAACGACCGGUAUAAGCUUCUUGAGAUAGACCUCGACGCCGUCUUUGCGCGUCUCUUGCUUUUGCAGAAAAAGAAAUAUGCAGCCUUGAAGGUGGAAGAGGGAUCACGGACGUCCACUGAAGUUAAAGGUCUGGAUAUGAAGCGCCGAGAAUACUGCGCUCUAUCGAAGAGCGUCUCUCAAUACGUCUUGGAGCAGAUCUUGUCUGGUGAACCAACGGAGGUUGUGGUGGAGAACAUUCAUGAACAUCUUAAUACCAUUGGCGAAAACGUUCGUGGCAGAAAGAUUAAAUUAGAGGACUUCAUUGUAUACAAGGGUGGAGGUGCCCGCAACGGCGACGUUAUACCCUACGUGUUCUGCGUCGCGCCUGGUGAAGAAACUGUGAAGACCGCACAAGCAGAUCGUGCCAAGCAUCCAGACGAGAUCAAGAAGGCUGCAGGGGAGCUCGUCGUGGACUACGAACACUACCUUGCGAAUCAGCCUAUUGAAGGAACAGACAGGGCCCGGCUGGCUGAGUGUCUUGGACUGGACCCGGGACGUUAUCGUAUUAGUGGAAGCACGCAGGCCGGAUCAGAGCUCACAACACUAGACUCCCUCGUCUCUGACGCAGAGCGGUUCCGCGACGUGGCUCCGUUCCUGGUGCGCUGUCGUGGAUGCGCAGGACAGAUGGCGUUUACCCCGGUGUACGAUCGAGAUGCGUCGAUUAUGUUGUCAUCGGGGCUGACGUGCCCUGCGUGCAGCGCACCAUUGGGUUCGGCGAGCCUGCAGACACAACUUGAGGUCCAGAUUCGGUCAUUCGUCGCUAAGUACUACGAGGGAUGGGUUGUCUGCGAGGACCCAGCUUGCGGGUACGAGACGCGGUCGAUGCGGAUGUACGGCUGGCGGUGCGGAGCGCCGGGAGGCUGUAAAGGUAGAGCGCAGUUCAAGUAUUGGGACACCGAGUUGUACACCCAGCUCCGGUAUUGUUCGACGCUAUUUGACGUUGAGAAAAUCAUCAAGGCUGCACAAGGCAGCGCGAGAAAGGAGGAAAUUGAGGCUGUUGCAGCAAAUAACGACCCAUUCCUCAGGGUGAUGUCGAAGACGGUGGACAAAUAUAUGGAACAAUGUGGACGAUGCUGGGUGAAUCUUGGAGCAUUAUUUUCUAGCAUGAACCUCUAAGUUCAGAAUGGUUGUUAGCCCGCAAAGCGGUCGACGUUACUUGUAUAUACCAGGUCCUGUUGCAUGGAUUUGUUACCGGAGAUCCCCAAUAGUACUGUAAAGUAUGGAAAGCUACAAUGCAAAAUCACUAGUAAA
Molecule: messenger RNA, 3795 nt
Organism: Suillus clintonianus
Lineage: Eukaryota; Fungi; Basidiomycota; Agaricomycetes; Boletales; Suillaceae
Exons: 17
Coding region: 1-3660 (1219 amino acids)
Biological process (GO): lagging strand elongation; leading strand elongation; mitotic DNA replication initiation
Cellular component (GO): alpha DNA polymerase:primase complex
Molecular function (GO): chromatin binding; purine nucleotide binding; DNA-directed DNA polymerase activity
Source: RefSeq, a predicted model, not a curated record